GCUCCUCGUUGUCGGAGGAGAGCUAUUGAUUUUCACACAUGACGGACCUCGCGGGAGAAGCCCAUUGAUUCUCACCUAUUUAUACCAUUAUCGUUUGAAUGUGAAUUUGUUUUUGUUUAUACUUUGAACCUGUAGCUACAUAAUAUUUUUAGAAUCAUAUUUUCAUUGAGCAUUUUACAUCAACAUUUUUCUUGAAUCCAUUUGAAAUCAUUUCAUACCAAAAUUGGCGUCUGAAAAGACUCAAUGGCGCAGAGGCCCGCCUGAGAGGACAAUAACCCACAAAGACGCGCACACAGGUAGCAGAUAUGCCGAUACGGAGGAACACACAGAUCCAGAAGACAGCCUCAUGGGCCAAACACUGCUUGGUCGUUCAUCCCUGAAGCCAGACCUGUGUGUCCAUGAGGCCCCUAAAGAGCCCAGCCAGUCUGCUCUGAAUGGGGCCUCCACCACAUGAACUGACAUGGAGGAUGAAGAUGGCACUUGUUUACUUGAUGUUUUAUGUGACCCCCAAGCCCUGAAUGACUUCCUUCAUGGAACCAACGAGCUGGAAAGUGACGACCUGCUCAUUAAUUCCUCCCCAGGAGAACCCUCGUUGUUUGCUGAUGCCCCCAGUCCAGGAUCCUUGCUGGCAGAUGAUGUUCCAUCCCGGGACACCCCCCCUCCAGGUUGCGUUGACCUGUCCUUCUUGGAAGAAGCACUUCUCAGUUCUCCAGAUGGAGGGGGGGUUCCCGAGGUAGGGCAGGGAGGCCCAGUGGGGGCUGUAGAAGAGGAGGAAGCAUGUGACAUCCUACAACAGAGUCUUCAGGAGGCUGACAUCACUGAGCAGACCUUGGCUCUGGAAGCUGGCUUGGCUGCCCCUGGAGAUGCCCUGUCUCUUUAUAACCCCCCUGGAACACUGAUUGGUUCUCUUGCCUCACAAUUCCUGGCCAAAUCCUCUCCGUUGCCCACAAUGCCCCGGGAUACCCAAGCAGCUGUGGAGCCCCCGCAGCCCUCCCUGCUGGCUGUGGGGCCAGGUUGCCCUUCCCUGAAGCCUGCUGCCCCUCAGCUCAUGGGUCUUCUACCUGGCACAGUUUUCCCUGGAACUCCACCCGAAGCCUCUAUUUCUCUGAGUCCUGCUCAGGGCUCUGGAAUGAUCAUUCAGAAGGCCCUUCCAAGCCUGACAGGUCGCCCCAUGAUGGCGACGUCACUGAGGGCCACCACAGGCCCGGGGAUUCUGCUGACACGAGGUCCUCUGCCGAUCCAGCCCAAGAUGCCUGUCAACAUCCAGCCCCGUCUGGUGCAAAUAAGUCCCAAGCCCUCUGGACAGAAGACCUCGCCAAGCCUUACUUUGGUUCAAGGGACAACUUCACCAAACAUUUUGUUGUCCCCUCCUCUGGGCCCCAAGCAACCCCCAACCACCCCUCACCUCAGCAAGCCAGUCAGUGUGCAGUUGUUGAAUCAAGGGGGAUCCAUUGUCAUCCAGCCCCAGGGUCUAUUUCAAGGCCACAAUCAGUUCCUACUUCCCAACCAAACCCCAGUGCCAGUAUCCCAGUCUGCUGGUACCACACGCCCCCUGCUUACUCCUACCAGCCAGCAAGAGAUUUCAGUGCGGGGCGGGGCGCCUUCUUCUGGUCACCUGAUGGACAGUACUCAGAUUCUUACAGCCCCCCCCAGGCAGCUGAAUUUCAGCCCCGUAUUCACAACACCAACAGGGCAGCUAGCGCUGAGGCAAGGUGCCCUCUUAUCAGGCCCUUUGCACCUGCAGUCUGCACCUCCUACUAUAGUCCAGAUGCCUGCACAAGUGGCUGGAAGCUACACGCCGCAAGGGCAGGGACGGCGGGGCACCCUGCUUCAUGGCACCGCCUUGGGGGGUCACAUCACUCUGAUCAACAGCCCCGGGGUGCUUCCGUCGGAUGUAGCCUCCAUUUCAAUUGUCAAUGGUCCUUCCGUGGUACAGGGCCUGCCUUUUGCACCUCAGGCCCAACAGCCUAUCUCCGGGGGCAUCGAUGGACAGCAAAGUCAGCCACAGACCUCCGUCUUACUGCUGCCUGAAACAUCUGCCCUAGAGGAUAAAGGCUCAAAUGAGGAACAGCUACUCCAUGUUCCACAGGUAUGUCCCACAGAGGUCCAGUCCUCUCCCCCAGUUCUGACCGUACUGCAGCCUCAGCUGGACGUCCCCCUCCACCAUGACCCAAUCGAUCCCCUGCCCGAGCACAUUUUACCACGUGCAAAUGGGCCGCAGGUGCUGGGUGGGCUGUCUAGCCCAGCUCCUCCAAAACACGACUUCAUGCAUCGUCUCCAGCAGGUCAACCAGCAGACUCUUCAGCCACAGUCAACAUCUGCUGAUAACUUGCCUGCGACACUACAGGUCCAAGUUACUCCUCAGAUCACCGUCAGCCAAGCGGGGGCCCCUCCCGUGACCCCAAUCCCUAGAGGGGUCGGCACUCCCACCCAUCCUGGGCACGAGCAGCCGGGGCCGCGAUGCUCACCUCUGAUUGGCCAGGCUUCAUUAAGCACAACCCAUGCCAGCUUCUCCUCCCACUUUGGUGGGCAGGCUGAGAGCCUGUCUGAGUCUGGACAUGGCAAGGCGUCCCAUUUCUCACGGGCCGCUAUCCCCGUGCACACGGCGCCGUCCCCUUUAGUGGUCAGUCUGUCUGUUGGGUCACAUCCGCCCACAUCUCUCCUGGGUCCGGAGGAUCUUCAAGCCCCAACUGACGCCUCCACGCAGCUGCGGGCAGAAGUUAAACAAGCUUUGGUUUCUACUGUGCAGAGUACAGGGCCUCAGCCAGCCUCUCCAAAACCCCAAGGGCUCCAGCUUCAGGGGCAACACAGUCUGAAGCACCACAGUCAAAUGACUCAGAUGCAACCCCAGCAGCAGUCAAACUCGCAGGUAACAGCGUGCAAGGAUAAAGAGAGAGAGGAGAGACUGACCCCAGCAAUACGCAAGCACAGGUUCCAGCAACUGUUGUGCAGGGAUCACACUGCAGUUCUGAGCCCGGAUGCCCACUCCCCAUUCCUGUCCCUGGAGAAUGCAGUAAUCCGUCUGCUGCCAUUCCACACUUGUGCGGGGUGUUUACCCAGCCAGGCAGACUUCCUGACAGUAGACAAGCAGUUUGAAGCUGUAUCUGACCUGCUACUGAAACGUACCAAGGAGAUGCUCAACAAGUACCGGCAGCUAUUGUUGGGGGAAGCCCAGCAGGUAAGCCCAUCAGCGGAAAUGGUGAUGCUGGAGCGGCUUUUCCUCCAAGCAGAGAGGGGAGUUCUUGGGGAAGAGAAGCGCAAGGCCCGACUAGAGCCAGAAUCCUUUCUGGUGUCUCUCCAUAAACCAGCAUCUGGACCUCCUUUGUUGCAUUCUAACAGUCCCCCCUCACCUCCCUCGUGGGCCCUGCUGUCUGAUCGGCCGCCAGGCCUCAAAACGUACCGUUCCAGUAGCCGGGGGGCACUCAAACUCACCAUAAAGCACGAGUCGGGAUCCCGCAAGGUAGUGCACAACUCGGCCUGUGAAAGUGCAUGCAGUCCUCCUUCCAGCCACAAGUCCGAUGGCACUGGGCAGCUGACUAAUGGAAGAGACACAAUUAACGAACAAGGACAAGGAGGCCAGGACCCUACAUACCCCCAGAAUCUGACUGAGUCAUCAGAGAAUAACCGGAGUCAGAUAACCGAUGAGGCCCAGGAGUCAAAGCAGAUUACUGACACACACAUAGCGUACAGCAUCUCCCAAGUAGACCCACAAUCCUCUGCUUCGGUGCUGCCCGGCACUGACCCUGUCCUCUGCCCCCCGAAACCUAAAAGACUCCGACCAGAUCCUGACCAGAGUCAGCAGGGUCUGGCUUUUCCUGGGGAGGACCAUGUCCUCAAUGAGCAUCUUCAAAGUGCUAUCGACAGCAUCCUGGAGCUGCAACGUAUGCAGGGGCCACCAAGCCUCCAGGCGCAGCCUCCUCCGGAUGGUAAGGGAGCCUCGGUGCUGGAGCAGGCCGUCAGUAGCAUCAUGGAGGGACACCAGUAGAAACCGGCAGUGACAUAUGAAGGAGAAUAAACUGUAGAAAGGAAUUUAAAGGUAGUACUGAUGUACAGGCUUAAUAUUACUAAAUACAAAUUUUAUGUAGAUGUUUCUCAUUGAACCCAUUUCAAAUAGCAGAUGCAGUUAUACUUCAGGAGUGCGUGAAAUGGUUCAAACGUUCAAACGAUAUGUCAGGUGUUCAGACAAAUCCUUCAGCAUUCGUAGCACAUCCAUAGCAGCUAAAUCAUCUGCAGUAGCAUUUACUGUACAAAGUACAAAAAAAGCAAAUGGGAUAGUAUUAUUUGAAGAUAUUGAUUUAAGGUUUGUCCCGAUGUGAAGUAUGUAUCUGUUUUUAUUAGCUUAGUAAUAAAUGGGAGCGGCCUGUUUUGUGUUUGGCAGAGAUUGAGUUGUAAAAGGGAUGAAGAGGAUUUACCGCUAUUCUGCACAAGGGCUGCUGUUCUGUGCUUCUAGUGCUCAGUUCCUCGUAUUCAGCAUUCUGACUUACAGUGGGCCAUAAGAGGAUGGUCUUACUCUAGAGAAUUUUAUUUUUCUUGAACAGUGAUCAUAGUUGAGAUUGACGCUGUGGCAAAUAAUUAAUCUUGGGUAACGCUGUAUCUUGCAUAAACUGAGUGGGGAAAAAAAAUAUCUGCAUUUGACAACCAAAAGUCAUGCAGUCCACUUCAUCCUGAAUACACCAGCAAAUAUCAAUGUUGCAUCUGUGAAAUGUUUGCGAGCAGAAAGGAGAACAAUAUACUUUGUCCAAAGAAGGCUUUAACGAGAAAAGUAGAUUAUGAUCAUGUUUAGAUGUUUCUACGCUGAGUGGAAGACAUAGAAUUCAUUCAUGUUUAGAACUUUGUAAGAUUUCUUUUAAUUUUCUGGAGACUUUUAACAGAUUAGCAAUAACAAAGAGAUGUUUGUAAUAACUGCUACUGUUAUACUGAGGGGGGGUUGCGGACUGAGUGAAGCUCACCUGCAGUUCAGAAUUCAGUGAAUUAGAGUGGGGCUAGACCCAAAUGUGAGGCACAUUCGCCACUGCCUUUAGAUCAGCCCUGUAACUGCAAUACACAGUAAGACCAACAGGAUCAAUAAGACAGAGGUGAAAGCAAGGGUGGUCAUGACAUUCUGAAGUGGUGGGUUCAGCAUGAGAAUGCCUUGUGUUGCAUAUCAUGGGAUCUAUUUCACAGGCAGGAGCAAUGUCACAAAAAGGAACAUAUCUAGCUGAUACGACUGCCUGAAAGUUUCAAUUUUAGGCAUCAUUCAUGCUCAAUUUACCCAAUAACAUAUUGACAGCAUCUUUUAAUCUUCAAAUAGCCUUUGACCAAAAACUGAGUUAGUGGUCGUUAGUGUCAAAUAUUUAUUUUUAAUACUAGAUGUUUUUUGAAUUUUUGUUGAGGAAAAAAAAUGAAUGUUGGGCUCUUUUCAUGGAAGUUGUAGGGGUUGAACAACCAAAAUUUAAUGAUACAAUGUAAAUGAAGAUGAAGUAAAACGACAAAAGUACUUAAAGGAUGACAACCAUGUAUUUAUUAAUGCUACAAGAUUUCCUAUACCAGGUGUUUGGGCUGAUCAAAAGUACAGAUGAACCCUAUUAGUAGCCUGUCUACAAAUUUGAGAAUACUGAGUGCGUUGUAAUACUAAGGGUUUAUCAUUGAAAACAGUAUUAGGUUUUAACUAAAAGAUGAGUGAUGUGAUCUAGUAAUUUGGAGGUUGCACUGUGAAUGGGUCAACGUGAUCAAAGCCUGGCCAAAAUAUUUAAUGACAUGUAUAUAGCCAAAACUAUUUAUGGAACAACAAACAUGGUUGGACGAGUUAUUUAAAUAGACAAAUUAAAUUAUUUUUAAAGUGGAUUAAAUCUUUGACUUCAGCAGCUCUUUUUUUCUAAAGGAAAAGAGCUUGAACUAAAUUCAACGAGACCUCAGAAAUCUACGGUCUCUUCAUGUUUAGGCCUCGUAGGGUUUUAAUGGAUGUCUUGAUAUUAACAGGGUUCAUCUGCAUAAAAACAGUACGAUAAUGGUGGAUUACGCUGUUGUAUUUCAAUUCCUGAAGAUCGGUUGGGGAUAAUCCUGCAUGUUGAGCCAUUUUGUGUUAUGCAUUUUGUUCUUGUUUUUAUAACGGAGUUAAUGUGACCUGGGACCUCAGGUUAGACACUGUGCUUUCAUCUUAAGACUGACAGAUUGUUCUGUUGCCAAAAUCAAGGGGCCUUAAUUCACCAGAACCAGAUUGUAAUCAUAAUACUAAAUACCCAACUGAGUACUUUGACUUAAGUCAUGGAAGUGAUUCAUUUAGGACAUGUAAAGAGAAGCUUUUGUACACAUUUUUACAGACUAUUUAUUAAAUAGUGAUUU
Paramormyrops kingsleyae is the source of this 6321-nucleotide messenger RNA. Its product is annotated as BRD4-interacting chromatin-remodeling complex-associated protein. Lineage: Eukaryota; Metazoa; Chordata; Actinopteri; Osteoglossiformes; Mormyridae. The record is from RefSeq and is a predicted model, not a curated record. Gene Ontology annotation, cellular component: SWI/SNF complex. Gene Ontology annotation, biological process: positive regulation of DNA-templated transcription.